Molecule: messenger RNA, 1779 nt
Organism: Thunnus maccoyii (southern bluefin tuna)
Lineage: Eukaryota; Metazoa; Chordata; Actinopteri; Scombriformes; Scombridae
Exons: 2
Coding region: 1-927 (308 amino acids)
Source: RefSeq, a predicted model, not a curated record
AUGAAAAACAAAAAAUGUGUGUUUAGGCAGUGUGCAAAGUGCUGCUAUUCAGAGAUGGAGCCAGCCAUUCCAAAUGACACUGGGCUGGUUUCAUGGCAUCAAUGGCAGAAGGAGAAAGUCAGCUCAGAAGGGAAAAUCUAUUCACAUUUUGUGAAGAGAGAAGUGACCGGAAAAUGGGAAGAUCUCCUGAAGAGCUUUAAUGAAAAGCUGGAAAGACUGACAAAGCAUCAUUAUACAUGGAUCCAUCAGGUGGAGCAAUGUAGGGCUCUCAAGAACAGCCUUCGAAACCAUGAGGCUCUAGUCCACAUGGACUUUUCUGAGAAUUAUUCAUGCAAGCUGAAUGUUGAGGUUCAGUCCUAUCAUUGGGGGGGGAGUCGAAGACAAGCAACAGUCCACACAUGCAUGGUCUACACUGCAGAAAGAUCAAAAGCUUAUGCUACCAUUUUCACUUCUCUCAGACAUGAUGAACGGGCAGUAUGGGCACACUUGAAGCCUGUGUUGGAUGAAAUACAGUCAAAUGCACCAAUAUCUACAGUGCACUUAAUGAGUGAUGGCCCUCUGACACAAUAUAGAAAUAAGAAAAAUUUCUUCUUGAUGUCAACCUUGCCUUUCAUGCAUGGCAUUGAGGCUGUCACAUGGAACUUCUCAGAGAAGUCCCAUGGAAAGGGUGUACCAGAUGGUAUUGGUGGUUUAUUAAAGAGAAAAGCAAAUGCAUUUGUCCAGCAAGGAGGGGAUAUUCAGCACCCAGAGGAAUUGUUUUCCUUUCUGGAAAAGUCCAAUUCUGACAGAGAAUACUGGCCAGGAGGAAGCAGGAGAACCAGAAGCAGUGAACUACUGAACUUCCUAUUGGUUAAAAACAAAGCAACAGAAAGCAUAAAUCUGAGUGUUCAUGCCUUUCCCAAACCAAUAAAAAUAGUUCCCACAUAAAACUCUACUGGGUAACAGAAGAGGACAUUGCUAGGGUGGAUGAGGCUGUGCCCACUGCCUUGCCAAUAGUCAAAGGCACCUUGGGCAUUCACCAAGUGAUUACAGACACCCUUGGAAAGAUCUCUCACAGAGAGCUGUCCUGUUUUUGCAAGCGUUUUGGAGUUACCUGCGAAUGUGAGCCACCCAUGGUCUUCGAUUUUAACUCUGAGAAAGCAUCCUGCACCACCAAUCAAGAACAGGAAGACAUGGCUGGAAAGAUGGUCAUUGUGUCUUAUGAUGACAAGCCUUUCGUGGGGCAGAUGUGAAAGCUGUCAUCUCAGAACCAGAGUCAUCAACCAGUCGAAGUUCAAGAUUGUCAGCUGAGGACUGGAAAAGAUUCUUAUCUGUCUGAAGAAAACAACAGUGACCAGCCACAGGGGGAGGGCGUUAGAAGACAGAUAUUUUAUGCACACUGUACUGAUUUCAGGUUACCAUGACAGAUUUGUUUUAAUCAUUGUUCAAGUGAUAGAUUACAGUUAUAGGGGUUAGACAGAGUGUUACGUUUUUUUCUAUGACUAAAUGAAUUCUGAGAAUUAGUAUUAGAGAUUAGAAGUGUUCAUAAGGUUUAGAUAUAAAUGUUACUGUGCUGUUUUUAACUGACUGUUAUGUUUGGAAUCAAACUGUAAAUAUGUUUUACCAAAUAAGAAAGUUAGUGCUCUUUUUAAAUUGACUAGUGGUAAAAAUCAAAUUUUAAAUUGGAUUUACUUGUUCAUAUAUUGUAUAAGACCUCAAACUGACAAUGCAUUCAUUCUUGUAUGAAACAAGAAAACUGUUGCAAGACAUUUUAAUGUCAUUAAAAGGUUUACUUUGGAG